Protomyces lactucae-debilis is the source of this 873-nucleotide messenger RNA. RefSeq names its product ELO family. The transcript has a single exon. Lineage: Eukaryota; Fungi; Ascomycota; Taphrinomycetes; Taphrinales; Protomycetaceae. Gene Ontology annotation, cellular component: endoplasmic reticulum membrane. The record is from RefSeq and is a predicted model, not a curated record. Bases 1 to 873 code for a protein of 290 amino acids. Gene Ontology annotation, molecular function: fatty acid elongase activity. Gene Ontology annotation, biological process: fatty acid elongation, saturated fatty acid; fatty acid elongation, polyunsaturated fatty acid; fatty acid elongation, monounsaturated fatty acid.
AUGGGCUUUUCGUUCGAUCAAUAUUUCACCUCAGGGGGCGCCGUCAAUUGGCAAGCGGUGAAGGACCUCACAUACGAGUGGAAGUUUGUCCUCACUUGCGCGGCCCUCUACGUUGCUGUGGUCAAGCUCUUCAACCAGUCACGACCACGUCCAGCGGCAAGGUUCACUAAGACGGCGGCUUUUCGAUACUUUUGCUUCGUCCACAACUUGGCUCUUUCACUCUACAGCGGCUGGACGUUCCUCAGCGCCGUGCCCAUCAUUCACCGGCAAUUUUGGCGUUCUGACUUGCAGCCCAUCCAGCGCAUUUGCUCUGCUGAUCAGGCCGUCUUUCACGCAGGUCUUGGCAGGUUGACAUACAUCUUCUACCUGUCCAAAUUCUACGAAGUGCUCGACACGGCCAUCAUCCUCGCGAAGGGCAAACGAUCCCCCUUGUUGCAGACGUACCACCAUGCUGGCGCCAUGAUUACCAUGUUUGCCGGAGGCAAGUACAGUGCGACACCUAUCUGGCUUUUUGUUGUCUUCAACAGCUGGGUACACUUUUGGAUGUACUUGUACUACGCCAGUGCCACAUUGAAGCUGCCCUUCCCACGGCUACUCAAGCAGUCAUUGACGACCAUGCAAAUCACUCAAUUCCUUGUUGGUGGCAGCUCAGCCGCGGCCUUCUUUUUCCUCAAGCCGGAGGAUGCCUCAGAAUGUCUUCCCAACUUUGGCGCACGCCUUGCGACUGGUCUCUGUUUGGCCUACCUGACGCCGCUCACAUGGUUGUUUGUCCAGUUCUUCAUCAAUGAGUACAAGCGGCCCAAGACGGACGCCAAGCGUGCAGUCAAAUCUGCUGAACAGGCUGUCAAUUCAUCGCUCAAAGCGCGUAAAUGA